Messenger RNA from Corylus avellana, 1434 nucleotides. The record is from RefSeq and is a predicted model, not a curated record. Lineage: Eukaryota; Viridiplantae; Streptophyta; Magnoliopsida; Fagales; Betulaceae.
UAAUUGGACGACAAAAUAUGCAUUCAAAGAAUCUCGACCAACCAUCUUUGGAGCUGCAGCUUGAGAACAGGGCCUGCACCUCGUUGAGCAAUGAAAUCAUGGAGAAGACUCGUGAACUGAGGCAGAUGAAGGGAGAAGAGCUCCAAGGAUUGAAUAUGGAAGAACUAAAGAAACCAGAGGAACUUCUCGAGGAAGGCUUGAGUCGCGUUUUAAAAGCAAAGGAUGAAAGAUUUCUAGAAGAGAUGAGUGCCCUUGAGCGGAAGGUAUCCCAACUGAUGGAGGAUAACCAGCAACUAAAACAGAUGGAUAAACAGUUUAACAUUAAAACACAUGCAAUUGAACAAGGUCAGUCAUCUGAGUCGAUCACCAAUAUUUGCAGCUCAGCUGAUCCCCUUCAAGACCAAGACAACAACGACACUUCUCUCAAGUUGGGGACUGGUCCACGUUUAGAGUUGAAGGCUUCCAAGGAGCCUCCAGGACUGACUCAGCAACUUGACAAUAGCAGGCUGGAGAGCUUGGCUGAAACUGAAAAUGUGUGUGACUUUUUCGAAGAUCUGAAACAUCGAUUUCUUAGAUUCAAAAAGCGUAAAUUCAAAGAAAACUUGGAACAUUUUCAAAAUCUGGCCCAGGGUCAACCACCAAAGUUCAUGAUUAUUGCUUGUGCAGACUCUAGGGUUUGCCCCACAAACAUCUUGGGGUUUCAACCAGGAGAAGUAUUUGUGGUUCGAAAUAUAGCAAAUCUAGUACCCACAUUUGAGAGUGGACCCUCAGAAACAAAUGCUGCAUUAGAAUUUGCUGUAAAUGCUCUUAAAGUUGAGAACAUACUAGUCAUUGGCCACAGCCGCUGUGGAGGCAUUCGUGCCCUCAUGAGUAUGCAAGAUGAAGAAGAUUCGAGUAGCUUUAUUAGAAGUUGGGUUGUUGUUGGAAACAAUGCAAGGCUAAUCACAAAGUCUGCAGCUUCCAACCUAAGCUUUGACCAGCAGUGCGUGCAGACACUGAGAAGGAAUCAGUCAACCAUUCCUUGUCAAAUCUGCUCACUUACCCAUGGAUAGAAGAAAAAGUGGCUAGAGGAGAACUCUUUGUGCAUGGUGGGUACUAUGAUUUCGUUGAGUGUACAUUUGAGAAGUGGACAAUGGAUUAUGAAUGAGGCAAGUUACAGAAGAAUAGCAGAUUUGCAGUCAAAAACCAAUUUUACUGGUGCUGAAUUUUGCUACCACCUUCUCUGUAUGGUUUAUAAUGUUAUGUUCUUUUAGUUUUUGGCCUUUUCAGAAUUUAUUUUGAUUACGAAAGCUGAAGCAUAGGCUUGAUUUAUAGACAUUGAAAAUAAUUGAAAAAUACUGUUGAUCUGUCAAAUUUUAGGGAAUAUCUACCCUGUUGUAUAUGUGUCUCAAUGAAAUAUGUUCUUUUCACUGUAUAAUAUACCUAUAUUUCUGA